AUGGGGACCUUGCUGCUAAACAAGAUAAGGAAACAAGCUUCCUGUUUUCUUCAAGAAAAAUACAGAAAUGCAAGGAUUGCCUUCAGUGAUGUUACUGCUGCAGAAUUAUUGGCUGAAGAAGCAACAAACAAUGAUCCAUGGGGGCCUGAUGCUAGAACAAUGACUAAGAUAUCUGAGGCAUCUUUUAACAUGAAUGAUUAUUGGAGAAUUGUUUAUGUUCUACACAAAAGGUUGGAUCACAUUGAUUGGAAGCAUUGGAGACAGUCGUACAAAACAUUGACACUCCUUGAGUUCUUACUAACUCAUGGCCCUACAACUAUUGCUGAAGAAUUUCUCUGUGAUUCUGAGGUUAUUGAAGAGCUUGGAACUUUUACACAUGUUGAUGAGAAUGGGUUCAAUUGGGGUCUAAACAUGCAGAAAAGAUCAGAUAAAAUCCUAGAACUGCUAGGAGGAGGGGAAGCAUUAACACAAGCAAGAUUAAAAGCCCUGAAAACAACAAAAGAAAUCAAAGGAUUUGGCAAUACAACAACUCCAUCUCCUCCAUCAUCAUCAACAUCUUCUUCAGAUUCAUCAAGAGCUUCCACUUCGUCAUUCGGCUCAUUUUUCACAUCAGUUUCCACACUCGCUGACAUAAACGAUCCCCACAUGGACAAUUUGGAAACCCCAAUAUUGGCUAAAAAUGAAAGCUCUUUUGAUGAGGAGAAAGCUCUUGAAUUCCCCUCAUCAGAGGAUGAAAGUUUCAAGUGCAUGCACCUUUGGGAUUGCCCUCCCAUUCCUGAAAAAGGGUCUUUGCUAGAAUCUGAUGGAAGUGAAGAAAACGACACCAAAUCAGAAGGUUUCAUCACUGAUAUCUGCUCCAAACUUGGAAUCAGUCCUUCAAAAACAACUGCUGUUGCUGCUCAAAAAAUGGCUUUCAGGAGCUUUUCUGAUGCUGGAAAUGUUGCCAAAAAUAAAUUUGGUCGCCAGUUUUCUCUGAGAUUUUGA
This is a messenger RNA of Gossypium raimondii (Peruvian cotton), 984 nucleotides long. RefSeq names its product epsin-3. The transcript has 4 exons. The record is from RefSeq and is a predicted model, not a curated record. Gene Ontology annotation, biological process: endocytosis. The coding region runs from base 1 to 984 and encodes 327 amino acids. NCBI's taxonomy places the organism in Eukaryota, Viridiplantae, Streptophyta, Magnoliopsida, Malvales, Malvaceae. Gene Ontology annotation, molecular function: phospholipid binding; clathrin binding. Gene Ontology annotation, cellular component: endosome; clathrin vesicle coat; plasma membrane.